AUGAGGACUCAUACGGGGGAAAAGCCCUUCAAGUGCUCCUACUGCAACAAGGACUUCAGCCAGAAGGGUCAUUUAAAGGAGCACUGGAGAUUACACACUGGCGAGAAAACUUUCUCAUGUUCAUAUUGUGGAAAGAAAUUCAUCCAGAAAAGUUCUCUGAACCAGCAUGAGAAACUUCAUAGAAAUGAGAAGCCUUAUGUCUGCACACUUUGUGAUAAACGGUUCAGCCAAAAUUGUCAUUUGAAACUCCACAUCAGAGUUAUACUGGUGAAAGGCCUUAUCAUUGCGAUCUUUGUGAAAAGAAGUUUGCUGCCAGGUCAGAUUAACAAGCAUCUAAAAAUUCACACAGGCGAAGGCCAUUUUCAUGUUCGUUUUGUGAAAGAAGUUUAUUGGAAAGCAGAAUUAACAAGUCAUAUGAAAAGUCACAUGAACAAGAAAAGAAUGCAAUGUUCACUCUGUGAUAAGAGUUUUACUACGGAGACUGCACUGGCUCAUCAUAUGGAGUUGCUGCAUAUGGAAGAUGGCAGUCCAAAUUGUACUAGCAGUUUUUUGCCUUUGUUGCGAGCACAAGUAAUCAUCUCGACAAUGAGUCUAUUAACGGGGAACACGACCUGUUAG
Molecule: messenger RNA, 618 nt
Organism: Penaeus monodon (black tiger shrimp)
Lineage: Eukaryota; Metazoa; Arthropoda; Malacostraca; Decapoda; Penaeidae
Product: gastrula zinc finger protein XlCGF57.1-like
Exons: 2
Coding region: 1-618 (205 amino acids)
Cellular component (GO): nucleus
Source: RefSeq, a predicted model, not a curated record